Molecule: messenger RNA, 675 nt
Organism: Kwoniella shivajii
Lineage: Eukaryota; Fungi; Basidiomycota; Tremellomycetes; Tremellales; Cryptococcaceae
Exons: 1
Coding region: 1-675 (224 amino acids)
Source: RefSeq, a predicted model, not a curated record
AUGAGCUCUUCUACUCAAUCCCAUAAAACUGAUUCAUCUUCUUCUGAUAAUUCAUCUUCUAGAAUUAAAACUAGAUCCAAAUCAGCUCUCAAAACUCAUUUUUCCAAUACACUCACAACUCUCACACCUAUUUCGACACCUACUCUCACUCCAACUUCCACAUCCACUUCCACAUCCACUUCCACAUCCACUUCCACAUCCACUUCCACUUCCACUUCUGUACAUUCGUCAUCGAUGAUAUCUGAUAUCACUUCUAUCUCAUCCUUAGAAAUGGAUACUAUCGAACAGCCCAAUUCACCUAUCCCAAUGGCAGCUGGAAUCCCUAUUCCGCAACCGAGUAUUACAUCUUCACUUCAUUCUCCAUUGAAAGCUCAUUUGAGUUUGAUUCAUCCUUCCACUCCUGAAGAGAUCAUACAUUUCUGCGCGACACGAUUGCUUUCUACUGAUAGGCCCUAUGGUUCCGAGGUGGACGACUGGAUACCAUUACAUCUCCAACCUAAUGGUGGAUUCGAUCUCUUGACUGCUGGAUUAGGUCUAGAAGCUUCAAAGAAUAUCAAAGAAAACCAAAUUGGGAAAGGUAAAGAAAUGGAUCAGGUUUUAGAGGAAAUGUAUCAGGUGGCAAAAGAGAGUUGGAAAAAACUGGAAAUGAUCUCUCCGAUUGGUAGUAAAGUGUAG